Molecule: messenger RNA, 1388 nt
Organism: Thunnus maccoyii (southern bluefin tuna)
Lineage: Eukaryota; Metazoa; Chordata; Actinopteri; Scombriformes; Scombridae
Product: endothelin-3
Exons: 4
Coding region: 1-507 (168 amino acids)
Biological process (GO): regulation of systemic arterial blood pressure by endothelin; regulation of vasoconstriction; intracellular calcium ion homeostasis
Cellular component (GO): extracellular region
Molecular function (GO): hormone activity; endothelin B receptor binding
Source: RefSeq, a predicted model, not a curated record
AUGGCUAGUGUGUCAUCGGUUGAUGUGGGAGUUUUGUUUCUCAUCGUGGUGACAGCAUCUUUGGCAAACGGUUUCUCAUCUAGCAAAGAUGUGAGCCAGAGGCUGGAGAUGGAAGCGGUCAAGCUUAGCACGCUCCUGCCCGGUGGUAUGGAUGACCUUGGCGGCGGUGCUUCUGAGAGUGAGGUGAAGCCCUGCUCUACAUGUGACCCGCCAGGGGCCCGGAGGCGUGUGAAGAGAUGCACGUGUUACACUUACAAAGACAAGGAGUGUGUGUAUUACUGCCACCUGGACAUCAUCUGGAUCAACACACCAGAGCACACUGUACCAUAUGGUAUGUCCAGUUACCAGGGUUCCCUGCGUAUGACGCGUUCCGCUGGGACUAAGCGGGACAGGAGGGGGGCGGAGGCCCGGCGUUGUGUGUGUGCACUGCAGACUGACUCUGCCUGCAGCAGCUUCUGCAUUGACAGCAGGCAGAGGAGACCGCCCCUGGCAACGCCUAAAAUAUAAGAGGACAGCAACUCUGCACAGUGGACCUGCUAUGAAAUGAACAUACAUUAUAGUGACAUGCUCAUAAUCUGAAAGGUGGACAAACGUUGGAAGGCAUCCCCUUAUUUGGAAAAGAAGCAUGAACAUUAUAUCUACAUUUGUGUAGAUGGACAUGUGUUUUUAGUGUGCUCAGUGCCUUUUCAUCAGACUGAUGGAUGAUUAACCGCCAAGCUGCUUGCACAAAAACUGAGGCCGUGGAGUACCAGUUGGGAUGCUAAAGGAAUGCGUGCCACCCUCCACUCCCCACCCCUCCUCAGCACUCUCUGCCUGUGUCUGUUUGGCAGGUGUGGACUAUGUUUUUCAUUAUCCUGCCACCUCUCUGAGGACGGUUAACACGGCCAGUUUGUGUCAACCAUGAAAGACUUUGGCAGAGCGAGUUCCUCACACAUGUCCAUGCCGCGUGAUAUUGAGGCCACUGCAAGAGCUGCUGCCAUUCGACUCCAUAACCUCAACCCAUAUCGUUAAAACAUCAUCACAAGAAACGUAUCACGUAGCCGUGUGUUCUCCACAGGGAAAACAUGUAACCUGCCUCUCUACGUCAGCAAGCCAUCACGGCCUAUAACUCAGCAUUAUUUGAAAAAAUUCUGAAUUUGUCACAGAAGUUAUUAUUUUGGUUAUUAGGUUGUUCCCUCAUAAAUGGAGCUAGUUUCAGCAAUUGUUUAAAGCAUGAAAAUCUCAACAUUUCAGUGAAUUACUUUACUUUUUCCUGGUAUUUUUGGAGGUUAAAGGAACUGGAAGCAAAAAUCAGCAAAUCCUUACUUUUCUAAUUUUACAAUAUUUCUUCUAUUAAGCUAUUAUAAGUCUUGUGUAUAUGAAAUGUGUUUCAAUAUAUAUAUAGGCUA